GUGAGGUUACUUUUUUUUAGUCGAUGUCGAUGGCUCAAAUGCCUCGAAUGGUCCAGUUUGAUGUAGUGAUAAGUUUUAACUUUUGAAUAGAAAUCUAGCGCACUUUUUGUUUUAUCCUUCUUUCCCCAUUGUAGCAAACAUGGGAGGAUCAGACGUUUUAGAAGAAUAUUUUUUUUUUAUUGAGAACAACAAGGAGAUAGAAGACGGAAAUUAUCCUGAGGCGUCAGAAUUGAUGUGCCGAAUUAGAGAUACUGAUAUUUGGAAUCAUUUCAUUGAAAGAUCUUUCGAUAACAUCGAUCUACAAGAAUAUUUCACUAGUCUCUCGUCAGAAGUGAGAAGUAAAAUAUUUAAAUUUGGGAUAUCCUGUUUCGUACAUUUUGUUCAAGCAAAUUUCACAGGUCCUGAUUUAGGAACCGAUGUUAUCGAAAUAUUCAAUAAUCCCAAGAUAGAAGCUAUAGAUUUUCCUAAAUUUCUCACGCUAAAUAAUGAAGAGAUCAACGUGAAUACCAAGCAUCCUAUUUUAUUAGUUGUAUCUAAAUGCAUUUUCGAAAAGUGUUUAGUUUCAAAUAUUGUGAAUUCACUAUGGACAUGGAGGAGUAUGAUUGUCCAUCAGCAGAUAAUGGAAGAACUCAGUCCUCUUCUCUUAUCUCAAGCAGAUGCUUUGAAAAAGCAAAUUACUACCUUCAAUCUACAAGGAUAUGAAAAAGCUAAGUUCGACAUAGAAUUUGCCCAGUUAUAUUUGACCUUCCGUCAUGUAGCUAAAGCUAAGGAACAUAUCUACUCGGCUGAUGAUAUAUUAGGUGUCCAAUAUAGUUUACAAGGAAAACUCACAAAAAGAACUAAACAUCACGAAAAGGAUAUAGCUCAAUUGACUCUGGAAAUAUCACUGUCAUCAGAUAAUUCUGAAAUAAAACGUCCGCUUGUUCUUGAUUUUGAAAUACCAAAAAACGUAAAAGCGGAAAAAACAUCUUCAGAACCUUCAUCGAAAGCAAACUCUAAUAUAAAAGUGAUCAGUAUACCAAACACUGAACAAAAAUUGUUUUUAACUAGAGCACAUGAAAUGCUAGUUGCUAAACCUCAGGAUGAUCUUCAGAUUGAUGAAAUUCGCCCUUUUAUUGAUCUUAUUUUGAAUCAGAAAAACACAUGGGCAGUGAGGGUCGCCACCUUGUUGCUUCGUUGUAAAAUUGAGGUAAAAUUUGGCAAAGUGGUGGAAAAAACUUUAGCUCAAUGUAGAGAAAUCUUGGAUUGCUAUGACAGACCAAAACCACAUGUUCUGACCAGAUUUGCCGACGUAUUCAGUACUGGUUUGGUACCAAUGUGGAAAGUAGAGAUACAAUGUGCUGAUGUUUUAAUGAACUUGGGUUUAAUCAAGCAUGCAUUAGAUGUUUAUAAAAAGGUCCAACACUGGGAACAGGUCAUAGCCUGUUACAAUCGUUUGAAGUCAAAACAGAAAGGAAUUGAAGCUAUCAAAAGCCAAUUAGAGAAAAAGGAGACUGUCAAAAUGCUGUGUCUAUUGGGUGAUGCUACCGAUGAUGUAUCUUGCUAUGAGAAAGCUUGGGAACUUUCGAAAAAAAGGAGUCACAGGGCGCAAAGACAGUGGGGACAUUUCUUCUAUUCCCGAAAACAAUAUGCAGAAUGCAUACCUCAUUAUGAAAAAUCAGUUAGCAUCAAUCCGUUGCAAUCUCAAGUUUGGCUACGACUUGGCUAUGCUGCCCAGCAGAAUGAAAAUUGGCAUGUAGCAGCAACAGCAUAUAGGAGAUAUACAAACUUGGAGCCUGAUGGGUUUCAAGCAUGGAACAACCUUGCUCAAGCCUACAUUAAGAUCAAUAACAAAAGAAGUGCCCAAAAUGCUCUACUGGAAGCUUUAAAAUACAACUAUGAAAAUUGGAAGAUAUGGGAAAACCUCUUAUUAGUGAGUACCGAUACUUAUAGCUAUGCGAACAUCAUAAAAUCUUACCACAAAGUCUUAGACUUAAAAGGAAAAUACCUCAACCUAGAAGCAUUGAACGUAUUAGUUUUCAACGUUUGUAACGAUAUCUCAGAUGAACAUAAGAGAGCUGAACUGAGACUUCAUGACGAACCUGAAAACUUGAUGCAAAAAUGCAGAGAACUACUAGGAAGAGUCAUUUCUAUCUAUCCAGGAGAGGGCUAUAUUUGGGAACUGUAUGCUAGUCUAGUUCCCCCAAGUUUACUAAGAGCACAGCGAUUCCAAAGGGCUUACAGAGCAUAUACGCAAACUGGAUGGGACAAAAGUCCUCAAACAUGUGUGCAAGUCAUGUGUCUAUGUAUAAAAUUAGCAGAAUUAGUGCUUACUAAAGGUGUAGACCUUCAAGACCAUUUGUUGAACUCUGUGAAACUGAAUUUGAGCUCUGCUGUUUCUGCCACAAGGAAACACGAUUGGGAGGAGUCCAGAUCACUCGUCGAUGAAGUGUCCGUCCACCUAGAUAGAUUGGUUGAAAAGGUGAGGAAAUUGACGGAAAAAUCUAAUGAAAUCAACAAUGGCGAAAGACUAGUUCUUCUUUAGUCAUUAAUUCUGCUAGUUUUUGUUACCAUUCAUUUUUAUUCAGAUUUCAUCAAACAUCAUUUCAUUAUUAAAUUCACAGUUUUAAUUUUGUUCGCUGUAAAUGGCUACAAAUUAUACUGUUUGCAUCAGAUGUGGUGAAAUGUACUUUUGUGUGUGUGUUGUAAUUGUUUUUAGAUUAUAUUUUUAUUACAUCAUUGUAUUAAAUAAUGAAUAAAAAUUGAGAUCUCCUUUUUCAA
Molecule: messenger RNA, 2760 nt
Organism: Coccinella septempunctata (seven-spotted ladybird)
Lineage: Eukaryota; Metazoa; Arthropoda; Insecta; Coleoptera; Coccinellidae
Product: tetratricopeptide repeat protein 27-like
Exons: 3
Coding region: 140-2524 (794 amino acids)
Molecular function (GO): protein binding
Source: RefSeq, a predicted model, not a curated record